AUGGAGGCAAAGGAAGAGAAAGAAAUAUGCAACCAUCCUCCAGAUGUGAUAAGCAAAUUACCCGACGCUUUAAUAUCUCAGAUACUCUCGUAUCUUCCGACAAAGGAAGCUGUUAGGACAAGUGUUCUGUCCGAUAGAUGGAAAAGUCUCUGGCUACUGACUCCUACGUUGGAGUUAGCCUCGAACGAGGUUCAGGAUUACAAUGCCUUUGUAAGUAUUGUGGACAAGUCCCUAGGUUUCUGUAGGGAAGAGAAGUCAUGCUUGCACAAGCUCAAGCUACUUAUCAUUCAGAAAGAUGAGAACGAUCCGCAUUGUCUCACGCGUUGGAUAGAUUUUGUGGCUAAGCGUAAAGUUAAGCAUAUCGAUGUCGAUUGUUUUCUUGUGAGGCGUGAGCUUAUGGAAGUGAUGCCCUUAAGCCUUUAUGUUUGCGAGACGCUUCUUCACUUAAGACUCCAUCGGGUAGUAUUGGGUAGUUUCGAGUCUGUCUCUUUACCUUGUGUCAAGACUAUGUAUUUAGAACAAAAUGUGUAUGCCAAUGAGAAGAGUCUAGAGUCGCUUAUCUCGUCUUGCCCUGUUCUUAAAGAUCUGAUCAUUGUUAGAAUGCUUGGGGAUAACGUCAAGGUUUUACGAGUGCACUCUCAGAGUUUAACCAGUGUUACUAUAGGGUUUGAGCUUGGUCAGAGUCGUAUGUGGUUUUAUCGUUAUAAUAGAGAGAUCUUGGGGCUUUCCGUUGAUGCCCCAAGACUCAAGUAUUUGAAUUUCAAUGAUGAUGUAUCUAGGUCUCAGAUUCUAAGCAAUUUUAGUCCCUCGGUUAGGGUUAACCUCGGUGGCGGUUACAUUCCAUAUUUUACUGAUGGGAAUGACUUAUCCAAGAAGCUAUUGGUCAGCAGUUUUUUCUACGCUAUCUCGAGAGUUACGGAUCUGAUCAUCUCUGAGAAUACUAUGAGGCUAAUCUCUUCUUGCUUCAAAGGAGAAGCAUUGCCUCAGCUUUGCAACCUGUCUUGUUUGGAAGCAAACGUUUGUUUAAUAGACGUGGAGAUCCUGUCAAGGCUUUUCGACAGCUCCCCGAGGCUAAAAUCUUUCGUCUUGAAUCUUACUCAUCCUACGGUUGUUGAUUCGGAUCCAACAUCGUUCUGGUUCGUGCCUCAGUGUUUUUUUUCAUCGCUGGAGUUUGUGGAGAUAAAAUGCUGUUACAAUGGAGAGCGUGUUGCAAUGAGACUAGCAAGCUACUUUGCAGAAAACUCGGUAGCUCUCAAGAAGUUUGUGCUGCGUUGGACUGAUCAUGUGCUUGAAGAAGAUUCCGUCUUAAGGGAUCUCCAUGCAUUGUCGUGGCGAGCUAGAACGUGUGAAGUGGAAGCUUUUGGACCGCCAAAAAGUGGAGAUUCGGACUUGGAUCUUGAUCUUGAUUCUGUUCAAACUGUUUUUAGGAUGUCGUUGUGA
Messenger RNA from Microthlaspi erraticum, 1440 nucleotides. The record is from the annotation of a GenBank genome assembly. NCBI's taxonomy places the organism in Eukaryota, Viridiplantae, Streptophyta, Magnoliopsida, Brassicales, Brassicaceae.